Molecule: messenger RNA, 741 nt
Organism: Teleopsis dalmanni
Lineage: Eukaryota; Metazoa; Arthropoda; Insecta; Diptera; Diopsidae
Product: eukaryotic translation initiation factor 3 subunit K-like
Exons: 3
Coding region: 44-706 (220 amino acids)
Biological process (GO): regulation of translational initiation
Cellular component (GO): eukaryotic translation initiation factor 3 complex; cytoplasm
Molecular function (GO): translation initiation factor activity; ribosome binding
Source: RefSeq, a predicted model, not a curated record
UUUUCUCGGUACGUUGUUUUUCACAAAAAUCGGAGAGUAAAAAAUGUCGAAAGUAUUUAAAGAAAAUGAUAGUGCUCAAAGCAUUACAGAUGUACUCAACGGUAUAGAAAAAUACAAUCCAGCAAACAAGGAGUUCUUGGAGCAAUAUGUUAAGAAGCAAGCCUCUGACGAAUCCUACAACUUAGAAGCUUAUUUAGCACUCUUACAGUUAUACAAGUUCUACCCUCACUUGGUUAAUCAUGAUAUUUCGUACACGAUUCUACUGAAAUGUCUUACUAAGAUGCCGCGCCCGGAUUUUUCAAUUGCAAAAGCCCUUUUGCUGCCACAGCAAAUGAAUGAUUUGACAGUUCGGGUGAUUCUUGAUAUGUCUGAGUUCUUGGAGUCUGCAGAUUUUCCGGCAUUUUGGCAACUGGCUUACGAACUACCUGCUAUGUUCUGUAAUAUUAAAGGGUUUUUUGAUGCAAUCAGACGCUACAUUUGCUAUCUUGUGGAUUUGACCUUUAAUAAGAUUAACAAGUCGACUUUGAAUUUGCUUUUGGGAAACAUUGAAGAUGCUGAGAUAAUUGAGUGGGUACGACUGUACAAUUGGAAACAAGUUGAUGAUUUUGUUUUAAUUGAGAAUGAAGUUUCUCAAAAUAAGAAUAGAGUUAUUCAAGAGAAUAUUGACAUGGAGAAUGUGAUUGCGUUGCUAGCACGGAUUCGAUGAAUCCUUGUACGUUCUUCAUUUCAAAUACAUUAAUA